Molecule: messenger RNA, 1761 nt
Organism: Vicia faba (fava bean)
Lineage: Eukaryota; Viridiplantae; Streptophyta; Magnoliopsida; Fabales; Fabaceae
Source: the annotation of a GenBank genome assembly
AUGGAUCUACUCAACCAAUACUCCGACAACAACGACCCCGACUCCCCAAUUCAAAACCCUAACUCACCGGAAAACUCCUCCCCACCCCGCCUCCUCCCUUCCCGUUCCGCCGCACCCAAAGUCGACGACACCAUGCUCGCACUCACCGUCGCCGACCCUAAAACCCUAUCAAAACCCAUCGAUCCAACUCAACACGCCGUCGCUUUCAACCCUACUUACGACCAGCUCUGGGCCCCCAUCCAAGGUCCCUCUCACCCUUACGCCAAAGACGGUUUAGCACAAGGUAUGCGUAACCACAAGCUAGGUUUUGUCGAAGACGCCAACAUUGAACCCUUUCUCUUCGAUGAACAGCAUAACACUUUUCUCAAAUUCGGUUACGCCGCUGACCCCUCCGCCUCGAAUUACAUUGGCGAUUUCGAUGCUUUGCAGAAGAAUAAUGCUGCUUCUGUUUACAAUAUGCCUCACCGUGAGCAGAAGAAGAGGAGAAUCGAAGCCUUGAAGAAGGAGGAAAAUGAUGACCAAGAAGAAGAUAACGAGAAUGAAAACAACAACGAAGAAGGCGUUGAGAUUGAAAACCCUGCUUCCGAGGCGUGGUUGUUGAAGAAUAAGAAGAGUCCUUGGGCUGGAAAGAAGGAAGGUUUACAAGGAGAGUUAACGGAGGAUCAGAAGAAGUACGCCGAGGAGUAUGCUAAGAAGAAAGGUGAAGAGAAGAGUGGUUUUGGUGGUGAGAAGGUUGAGGCUGUUAAAGAUAAGAGUACUUUUCAUGGGAAAGAGGAAAGGGAUUAUCAAGGGAGGUCUUGGAUUGCACCUCCUAAAGAUGCGAAAGCUAGUAAUGAUCAUUGUUAUAUACCCAAGAGAUUGGUUCAUACUUGGAGUGGACACACGAAAGGGGUUUCUGCUAUUCGGUUUUUCCCCAAGGCUGGUCAUUUGAUUCUCUCUGCUGGGAUGGAUACAAAGGUUAAGAUUUGGGAUGUUUUCAAUACUGGAAAAUGUAUGAGAACUUACAUGGGACACUCUAAAGCUGUUAGGGAUAUUUGUUUCACCAAUGACGGAACCAAGUUUUUGAGUGCUGGUUAUGACAAGAAUAUUAAGUAUUGGGAUACCGAAACGGGACAAGUCAUUUCCACUUUUUCUACUGGGAAGAUCCCUUAUGUUGUGAAGCUUAACCCGGAUGAGGAUAAGCAGAAUGUUUUGUUGGCUGGUAUGAGUGAUAAGAAGAUUGUUCAGUGGGAUAUGAAUACAGGGCAGAUAACUCAAGAGUAUGAUCAGCAUUUAGGGGCUGUGAAUACCAUUACUUUUGUUGAUAACAAUAGGAGAUUUGUUACUUCAAGUGAUGACAAGUCCCUCAGAGUAUGGGAAUAUGGUAUUCCUGUGGUUAUAAAGUAUAUUAGUGAGCCACACAUGCAUUCUAUGCCUUCCAUUUCGCUUCACCCCAACGCUAAUUGGCUUGCUACGCAGAGUUUGGAUAAUCAGAUACUUAUUUAUAGCACAAGGGAGAAGUUUCAACUUAACAAAAAGAAGAGGUUUGCUGGACAUAUUGUUGCUGGAUAUGCCUGUCAGGUCAAUUUUUCGCCGGAUGGACGCUUUGUCAUGUCAGGAGAUGGUGAGGGUAAGUGUUGGUUCUGGGAUUGGAAGAGUUGCAAAGUCUUUAGAACUCUCAAGUGUCAUGAAGGUGUCUGCAUUGGUUGUGAGUGGCAUCCUCUGGAACAGAGCAAAGUAGCAACUUGUGGCUGGGAUGGGUUGAUAAAGUACUGGGACUAG